This is a messenger RNA of Megalops cyprinoides (Indo-Pacific tarpon), 2468 nucleotides long. It is a transcript of the gene nol11, whose product is annotated as nucleolar protein 11. The record is from RefSeq and is a predicted model, not a curated record. The transcript is spliced from 18 exons. NCBI's taxonomy places the organism in Eukaryota, Metazoa, Chordata, Actinopteri, Elopiformes, Megalopidae. Bases 5 to 2176 code for a protein of 723 amino acids. Gene Ontology annotation, molecular function: protein binding; RNA binding. Gene Ontology annotation, cellular component: nucleus; nucleolus. Gene Ontology annotation, biological process: maturation of SSU-rRNA.
UAGCAUGGCCGCGCUGUAUGAGGGGUUCACGUUGUGCGGGCUUGUCUCGCCAGCGGACUCUGCUGAAGCCGGCGUUCAAGGGAUUGAACCGGCCAAGGACACCGACCAUGUUGUCGUUACCGACUCCGGAAGAUCCGUUACUGUGUACAAGGUCUCCGAUCAGAAGCCACUGGGCAGCUGGACAGUGAAACAGGGGCAAACGCUGACAUGUCCUGCGGUGUAUAACAUCCAAACGGGGGAAUAUGUGGUGGCCACUGAUAACAAGGUCAUCAGAGUGUGGAAAGACGACGAUAUCAAUUUUGACAAAGUGUUUAAAGCAACUGUGUCCGCUGACAUCGCGAGGCUGCUGGCAGUGCCGGACAGUGAGCCGGUGGUGCUGUUUAACCAAGGGGCCGUGAGGCUGCUGGACUCUCUCCUGGCCGCUCCACAGCAGCCCAUAGAGGGCGUCCUGUCGGAGGAGGAAGUCAUCAGAUGGAGCAGCAGCGUUGCUGAGGGGAACCAGCAGGUCGUCAUUUUCACCACAGAACAGAAAGGGAACCACUUCCUGUAUCUGCAAAGAUUCAACCCAAACUCCCUACAGAAGUACAGGCUGGAGAUGGAAAGGAUAGGCGAUGUCCCAAUAAGUUUCUCUGCAACAGUCAGGGAUAAAAACAUAAAUCUCCAAUAUUUAUACUCGAGUGGCUGUGUGUACCAGAGUGUGGUCGCAGUGCGCGGGGCCCCGGUGGAGGGGGAGCAGACCCUGCCGCGUACCCUGCUGCUGAAGCUGCCUGUGGGGGAGGGCGACCUGUCCUCUGCAGCCCUGCUGUCCCUGGACCAGGCCCAUGUGGCGGUGGUGGGUGUCCCCCAUCCAUCAGCCGGUGCCGGAAAAGACUUCCUGUGCAUAUGGAAUACCAAUUUCCAGACUUUACAGGCAAGCAAGGAGAUGACUGGGAAUAUAUAUGGACAGCUAUGGGGUUACUCUGGGAAGCUGUAUGUUCCUCAUGGGAAGUCCCUGACUGUCAUUCCCUACGAGUGUCAGAGGUCCUCGCUGGCUGCAGCCCUGGGGAAGCUCAAGCAAGCCGGGACAGAGGGUUCUCGGUCAGCUGCUCCUGUCCUGUCGUGGAAUAGCCUGCUCCAUGGAGAAGCGGCCCAGCCACAGAGUGUUGCGAGAGGGGUUGAGACGCGGAAGAGCAAAUUAAUUCGGAAGAGCCAAGCAGCCCCUCUCCUCACAUUGGACCAAGUACUGGAGCAAAUAAAGACCGCCCCAGAGGAAGACGUGCAGAGGCAGGUGGAGGAAUACCUCUCCAGAGCCGCUGCUCCUGACCUCCAGCUCUCCGUCAGUCACGUGGCCUCCGAGCUGGUGGCACGCUGCCAGUCAGAAGCCAGCUUCUACGCACAGAGUGCCCUGGUGCAGCUGGUGAACACUCACUGUCUCUGUCACAGUGUGUGUCCUGGCCUUCUGAUGCUUGCGCUGGAGAAGAAGGACUAUUUCCUCACACAGCUGUGUCUGCAGCACUUUCCGGACAUCCCGGAGGCCGUGACCUGCGCCUGCCUCAAGGCCUUUAUCAGCAUUCCGGACAGCGACCUGGAGGCAGUGAGUGUGGAGCUGGACAGCGUAUCUUUCAUGGAGAGCCUGGUGUCAGAGCCCAGCGGGGAAGGGGUCCUGCAGAAUGGCUUCAGCCCUGUGCUGCUGGAGGAGGACAGCUGUGACGUCCAGAUCGCCCCUUCCAAGCAGGAGAAAGUGCCAGGCUGGCUGGCAUACAAGCUGACCUGCCCUGUGGGGCUAAAGAAGGCUGCCCUGCUGAAUGAAAUCCUGCAGACAGCCUACAGUGAGAACUUCCUGCUCCCACACCUUAAGGACCUCUCAGCCCCACAGGUUAUUCUGUUUCUCCAGUACCUUCAGUUCCUAUACUUGAAGUGUUCCCAAGACAUCAGUUCACAGGUGCCUGGUUUAAGAGCACCAACAAUGACACAGAUCAUGGACUGGGUUUGCUUGUUGCUUGAUGCACACUUCACAGUAUUGGUAAUGCUUCCUGAAGCAAAGGAGUUGCUGUCCUAUCUCCACAAGUUUGUGAGAUCACAGGUGAAACUGUUCUCUGAACUGGGGAAAAUCCAAGGGAGCCUUCAAGAGCUCCACAAAGUCAAGCCGACCGAGGACGUCGGCCAGUACUCCAUCGAAGUGAUAGAGUUGUUUUAAAGAAAUAAAUGUACAUGUUUCCUUUUUAAUAAAUUGUGCUGCUGUUCUUUACUCAAAUCCAUUUGACUGACUGCAUUCAUGCCGUGUUUGCACCUAGUACGCCAAGUAAAUCUCUUGGUAUCAAGUGUAUGGGUGGUGUGGUCAGCUUUUUAUUUUUCAAAUAUAUUUCAUUGGAAUUUAAAUGUUCAAGUUGUGGAUAGGCAGCCAUCACUGCCAGUGUUUUCCACUGCACCAUAUUUUCCAUCUGUGCUUUUACCCUCUUUUUUUAACCACAUUGCAUUUUAUUGUGAUU